Messenger RNA from Rhizophagus irregularis DAOM 181602=DAOM 197198, 724 nucleotides. The record is from RefSeq and is a predicted model, not a curated record. NCBI's taxonomy places the organism in Eukaryota, Fungi, Glomeromycota, Glomeromycetes, Glomerales, Glomeraceae.
UAUUGUUAAUAUAGAAGAGAUCAAAAAACUUUUAUUGCUUUACAAAUGUCCAGUUAAAAUUACAAAUCAAAAGGAUAAUUUGUUACUUAUUCAAGCAGUUUUGCAACGUCACAUUAUAGAAACAAUAUUCUCUUAUGCAACAAAGUAUUUUCAAAGUACAGGACAACAUUAUCAUCUUGAAUCAAACAUUAUUAAUCAAGCAUCUUCAUUAUCCACAUUAUUAACUGAUGCCUCUAAAUAUCGUACUGGCAAUAAUGAAAUAAUGCGUAUAGCAUCAACAAAAUUGCGUAAACAAAUCUAUUUGAUUCUUAAUAAUUGUGGAUUUUCUGAUAUGUAUGGAAAAAAUAAUGCUAAAUAUGAGCAUCCUUUCAUUACUUUUUAUAAAGAAAAAUUAAACAAAACUAUAAAUGAAUUACGUACUAUCAAAGAUCAAGAGAAAAUUACAGUUGAUCACUUGGCAGCAACUAUAAUUCGUGAGGUUAUAAAGAUAUUUUGGUUUAGACUAAAAAUUCAUGAAUCUGUUGCACAAUAUGUUUGGAUCCCAUUUAAUGCCAAAGUAGAUGAAAUAUUUAUGGAAGGAGAAAAUUUUGAUGAUAGUGACAAUGAAAAUUUGUAUGUAGAUUUAUGUUAUUUUCCAUUAAUUGGAAAAGAUUUAACAUCAAAUAAUCAUGAAGUUUAUGUUCCUGCAAAAGUAUUUGUACGAAAAAAUCAAUAACAAAUUCAA